AUGAGCCAGUACGUCCCGAAUCACGAUUAUCACGAGUGGGCUAGCAACUCCUCUCGCCGUGAGAGCACGGUCUCAACCUCCACCGUGUCGUCCGCCUCGACCAGUAUACUAUUCCAGACCCCCUCGACCUCCCCCGGGUCCAACUCGCGCAAGCAGUCAUGGCAGUUGUAUGACGAUGUAGUGCGGCUCGAGUUGAACCCCUCCAUCACCGUAUCGUUCGUGAAAAGUGGCCAGCUUUUCAAGUUACGCUACACGUUCAUCGACCUGUGCAAAGACUCCACGGGGGCAUUGAAAUGCCUCGAGCUCGGGGGAGGACUGGGUCAACAAGCACCUUUCGUUCAUGCGUUUCACAACACCAAACUCCCCGUCCCACAUCUUGAACACCCCAAAGACAGUUCCGACUAUCCCCUUCGCAUUACUUUUCUCGAGCAACAAACGAUCCAAGCCGCUCACGUAGUUUUCAUGACACAGCUGUCCUAUAAAUUUGAAAACUGGGAGGAUUGUGUACAAUUCCAAGAACUACUCCUAUGUUCCAAAAUGAUCUUUAUCGGAGGCAUGGCCGAAGCCAAAUCCAAAGGUCGCGGCGAGGAGUGCAUCAGCCAGAACCUGCGAAUACUUCGCGGACAUAACGGCAAACGCGUCAUGCUGUUUUUCGCCAAUUCACAGCGAGGAGGACUCAAGCGAUACGUGUCCAUACCCCUCAGUUGCGUCGCAAACGUUAAGCCUCCGAAAAAGCCCGGGCGACCCGUGGUGGUGGAACUUAAUCCGAAUUUCGAAAUCUUAUCACAAAUGCGAAAUAUAACGAUCCAGUUUCUCGACAAUAAUGGUCAGUGCCCCGUCAAACCUAGAGAAGUGGACAACUCGCUUAUUGUGACCAGAUUGCCAGGACUUUGUCCGGCUGCUGUCGACGGAUCUUACGAUUGGAUGAACGCGGGGGCCAGGGAGGUGGGGGGAUUGUAA
Molecule: messenger RNA, 960 nt
Organism: Penicillium cinerascens
Lineage: Eukaryota; Fungi; Ascomycota; Eurotiomycetes; Eurotiales; Aspergillaceae
Exons: 5
Coding region: 1-960 (319 amino acids)
Source: RefSeq, a predicted model, not a curated record